Messenger RNA from Pseudozyma flocculosa PF-1, 2982 nucleotides. RefSeq lists its product as uncharacterized. The transcript has a single exon. Bases 1 to 2982 code for a protein of 993 amino acids. Lineage: Eukaryota; Fungi; Basidiomycota; Ustilaginomycetes; Ustilaginales; Ustilaginaceae. The record is from RefSeq and is a predicted model, not a curated record.
AUGCCGUCGACGUCGCCCAUCUCUACCUUCUCACCGCCCUCCUCGCCGGACGAGGCUGGCGUCUCUCGAGCCCCGCACAAUCCAAACUAUGGCAUCGCCAAGUUCCAGCUGCAGCCGGCACCGCGAGAUCGCAGGUCGGCACGCGCUCGAUCCCCACGCCUCCGCCGUCGCGGCAGCCAAGACAGCCAGACUACGAUCAACGGCGGCGACAGUGGCAACUCCAGCGCCGAAGACGUCGACUUGGCCGUCGACGAAGCGCGUCAUGGACGGUUCCAGGAGCAUCUCAGCUGGGACGCACGGCCGUCCAGCUGCGACCUCGAUACGCCGCCUCGCCUCGACGCUCGUCUGCCCGCCGAUGUGGUCGGCAUCGCCACGGCACCCUCUCCCGGUCCCGAUCGCGAGGCGAUGCAGCAGCAAACAAAUCUCCGGCGGCAGCCCAGCGUCCCGCGAUCCGUGUACGAAGAGGUGCAGAGCCCCUCGUCAGCUUCAAUGGACGUGGACGAAUUCCCACUGCCGCUGGCCUCGGCCAUGCUCGAGGCGACGAGCCAGGGACAGGAUCCCAACGUCCGCCUCUCGGCCCAGGCGGGCACCGUGGCGCACUCGCGACGUGCCCACAUUCCCCUCCACGGCGCUGGUGCCUCGCCUCGACGCGUCAGCCUCCCUUCGCCCAGCACGGCCAGGCUGCGGCGCUUUUCAUCGAGCUCUUCCCUCCGCUCGAUGUCACCUCGCUCUCCGGCAGCGUGCCAAGUCGUUGUGGGCAGGAGGGGACAGGAACGCCUCAAGCGACAGCGCGAGUCCACCAUCCUCACCCUGCCGCCCAUGAGCCCCCUGACUCCUCGGCGGGCCGAGACUCUGCACACCCCCACCCGCGUCCGCGCCGACGCCGUCCGAGCACAGCAGGUCAACGGCCACCUGGCCGUCGAGACGCCCGCGCCCGCAUCCCGUGCUGCGGCAGAGGCCGGCGACGACAUCGAGCGCACACCGCUCUCGGCGACGCUCAAGGAGAUUGGCGCGAAGCGGGCCACAUUCUUCUACACGCCACCCGAAGCAGUCGAAGCGGACUACAACGUGCCCGCCUGGGCUAGCAGGUUCCAGGCCAACCACCACCGUCGCCACGUCCUCGAGGACAACAAGAAGGCCAUCGAGGCGUUUCGUCCGCUGCAGCUCGUCGACUCGUCCGCAACCUCCGUGGCCCCCGCUCUUAUCGCCACUGACGCCACCACGGACACCGACGUCGAGACAACUGUCAAGCGCGAAGACUUCGGUGCCGAGGUUGCUGGACUUAGCCUUCCGCAGCUGACGGUCGCGGGCGACAUCAUGCCCUUCAGCCCCAACGGCGAUCUCCUGAGCGGUGAUCCAUCAGCACUGUUGCCCCGAUCGCGCCUCGGCCAGCAGGAACAAGCUGCGAGUGCCGUGGCGAUCCGAACUCUGGCCACGCCGCGAGACCGACAGCACGGCGCGCCCGCCAAGGUGCAGAGUACGGGGCGCGGUCUGUUUCUGCGUCCGGACGGCGGCCAUGGCUCGAACCGCGUCUCACAUCUCGUCGACGCGAUCAAGACGUUGAAGCCAUCACCUCGAAAGGGCUGGAACCUCUCGAUCCCGUAUCGCCGUCACACCACCGAGGCCGAGGCGCGCUCCGCCUCGAACACGGGUGCCAUCGAGGAGAGGCGCGAUGGAUGGGGCGGGAUCCUGACGCGGUGCAGCUGGUUCAGCAGCGACGUCAAAGGGCCCCUCAUCUCGCCGUGCCCUCCUCUCGUUCCCUCACCGUCCAACGGAGAUGGCUCAAAGGUAGGCUUCGACGGCGAGGCAGAUGGAGUCGCAAAGCCGUCCGGGUCGGCCAGGAAGCUGGAACGUCGAGCGAGGUUCAAGAGCCUCGACCGGCUCGUCGAGGCCAUCCCUCGGCCGGCCUCGGACGACAGCAGCGAGAGGAUCGAGGAGCUGGCCGAGGCGGACGAGUGGGAGGACCUGCCGCUUUCUCCUUCGCCUUCCCUCUGCUCUUCAUCCGACGAGACGCUACUGGACGCCUCGUCGUCCUCGCAGAAGUCGUCGCUGGAGAAGGGCGCCCCGCGCUUCGUCAAGACCGUCGACCCGGCCUCGUUCUCCAAGCCGCUUCCGGACCAUUCUGCGCCGACAAAGGAGGGAGGUCAACGUCGGACGGGAUGGCAGCGUCUCUUUGAACUCGGUCGGUCCUCCUGCUCCUCGCUCCUCGCCUCGCCUGCCGCUACGGCGUCGACCAGGAAGAAGGAGGGACAGUUCGUGUACGACGACGAGGUAUUCGUCAUCGGUCGUCGUCGUGCCCCCUCUGUCUCUUCCUCUCGCACCUCGUCGUCGUCAUUCGGGGACAAGGCCGACAGAUCCGGAGACAAGGGCGAGCGGAGCAUCGUCCAGGUCGGCGAGGGCAGCGUCGAGUCGCGACCGCUUCCGGGUGUGGAAGAGGUGAGGAGGACGAGGAAGCGGAGGGCCAUGGUGCACCUCCUCGUCCUCUUCCUCCUCGUCGCCUCGGUCGGUCUCAACAUUGCGCUGUUCAUCGAGAGGUCCGAUGUGCAUAUCCAUCCCGUCGCCUCGGCUGCAGCCUCGACCUCAUCGGUCCGCGCGCAGGUUCCGGUCGAUGGGCAGCACUCGGCCGCCCUCAACGGCGGUGCUGGCUCGACGAUUGCUCCGACCUACACGUCUCCUCUGCCGAACCAGGCUUCCACCGUCGCUGCCGUACCCACCGCUGCAUCCAAUCCAACCACCACCACCGCCACCGCCACUGGCCCAGACACCUCGUCUGAUAGCGCCGCCACCGACGAUGCGGACGACGCGACAAUCUCCGACAGCGAUUCGCCAGAGGAGAUCCAGAGCAAGCUGGAGCAGCAAGGCCGCAUCACGGCCAUCAGGCACGCCGCUGCCCUCUCGGGCCAGCCCCAGUCCCAGCCCCAACGUCGCUCCAUCUUGCAGCAUCGCCAACACCUGUCCAGUCGUUUCUCUGGCUUCUUCUGA